Bufo bufo (common toad) is the source of this 1932-nucleotide messenger RNA. RefSeq names its product regulator of chromosome condensation 1 (gene RCC1). The record is from RefSeq and is a predicted model, not a curated record. Gene Ontology annotation, cellular component: cytoplasm. Gene Ontology annotation, molecular function: guanyl-nucleotide exchange factor activity. Bases 159 to 1424 code for a protein of 421 amino acids. The transcript is spliced from 10 exons. Lineage: Eukaryota; Metazoa; Chordata; Amphibia; Anura; Bufonidae.
GUGGGCGGAGCUCGUCGGCUUCGCGCUGCCUGGCGUGUCGCGCUGAGUUUUACGUCAGAGGCGAGCGCUGCACGUGCUUGAACAGCUGCUUAAAGGAGCCCGGCGCGGCAAACCGGCAGAAGGAGCAGCGCGGUGUGAGAGAAACAAUAAGAUUUAACAUGAAAGGAAAGAAGAACCUGAAAAGAAGCUCUCCUGUCGAGGAAAGCAACGGGACUGAAGAAAUCAAGAAACCUAAGCUAGUUACUCAUAGUUCCCACAAAUCUGUUGGAGGCAUUGUGCUGGCUCUUGGCCAAGGUGACGUAGGUCAGCUGGGUUUAGGAGAAGAUGUCAUGGAACGAAAGAAGCCAGCACUGGUGACUCUCCCAGAACCAAUAGUCCAAGCCGAAGCUGGAGGAAUGCACACCGUGUGUCUUGGCGCCUCUGGGAGUAUUUAUACUUUUGGCUGUAAUGAUGAAGGAGCUCUGGGCCGGGACACCACAGAAGAAGGUUCAGAAACUAAACCAGCAAAGGUCAAUCUGGCUGAAAAAGUGGUGCAGGUUUCAGCAGGAGACAGUCACACUGCAGCAUUGACGGAGGAUGGUCAUGUGUUCCUUUUUGGAUCUUUCAGGGAUAACAAUGGUGUCAUAGGUUUACUGGAGCCAAUGACGAAAAGUAUGGUGCCCAUACAAGUGAAUAUAAAUGUACCAGUUGUCAAGAUCGCCUCAGGGAAUGAUCAUCUUGUGAUGCUUACCUCUGACGGAGAUCUCUACACAUCUGGCUGCGGAGAGCAGGGUCAGCUUGGCAGGGUACCUGAGAGAUUCACCAAUCGCGGAGGGCGUAAAGGCCUAGAGAGACUACUAAUUCCUCAGUGCAUCCACUUGAAGGCAAAGGGGUGUGGGCGUGUUGUGUUUCAGGAUGUAUUCUGCGGUGCAUACUUCACUUUUGCAAUCUCACAGGAAGGCCAUGUUUAUGGUUUUGGCCUUUCCAACUAUCAUCAGUUAGGGACAAAGACUACAAACUCCUGCUACGCACCUCAGAACUUGACGACAUUCAAAAACUCCACCAAGUCUUGGGUGGGAUUUUCAGGAGGUCAGCAUCAUACAGUUUGUGUGGACUCUGAAGGAAAUGCGUACAGUCUUGGCCGGGCUGAAUAUGGCAGACUUGGCCUUGGGGAGAAUGCAGAAGAGAAAAAAGAACCUACACUCAUUCCUAACCUACCCAAGGUUGCCUCUGUGGCCUGUGGUGCUUCUGUCAGCUUUGCGGUGUCUAGAGAUGGUCAUGUCUUCUCCUGGGGUAUGGGCACCAACCAACAACUGGGCACAGGUGAAGAGGAGGAUUUGUGGAUCCCAUAUGAAAUGACUGGGAAGCAGCUGGAGAACAGAGAGGUUUUGACUGUGUCCAGUGGAGGCCAGCACACUGUACUUCUAGUUAAAGAUUGUAGCUAACAAACCUGAUUUUUCAGGACCAUCGGUUGGCUGAAUAAAGACCUCUUAGCCACGUCCAUUUAUCUCGUUGCCACUUUUGAACUUUUUAAUUGGCUCCUGAUUGUAAUAAUCAAGUCCUUGCUGGGGAGGUUUUGGACAUCUGCUUCUACUGUUCAUGUAUUCUCUUCCUGUGUACUGUCCAGAAAUGUAUGAAUCUACUUGGAGUCACUGCUCCCUCUCAAUUUUAACACCUUUAAUCCCCCAUGUUGAGCCCUGUCCCCAUGGCACUAACAUAUCUUAUCAGACUGCAAUCCAUUGCUUGCUAUGUUCUUUAGAUUUAUUAUACUUGUUAAAUAAUUUUAUUUUUUAAUACCCAAAGGUAUAAAAGCAAAUUGCUUUAUUUUUAUAACUGUGUGGUAUGGAUGUGCAUGACUAUAGGAAACUUAAAUUUCCUUUGCCAUUUAAUGUUUGAUUAAAUUUUACCUGACAGGGAUGUAAAAAAACUGUCUUUUGGAAUAAAUCUGUUUUU